Messenger RNA from Rana temporaria (common frog), 3657 nucleotides. RefSeq names its product HHIP like 2 (gene HHIPL2). Lineage: Eukaryota; Metazoa; Chordata; Amphibia; Anura; Ranidae. The record is from RefSeq and is a predicted model, not a curated record. The coding region runs from base 360 to 3185 and encodes 941 amino acids. The transcript is spliced from 9 exons.
AAGUGAAGAUCAUGUAGAUACAGCACCAUAGAGGACAUUUCAGGUGUUUCCAGUUAUUGGCAUUGAUUUUAAAAAAAUAGUGUGGGGAGAAAACUUUGGAAAAGCAAAAGCUGUGGGCACGUGUAAAUCCAGAUGGAGCUGGAUGUCGAGGAAGGAAUGAAGUGUGACAAACGGAGCAAAUCCUAGAAAGUGCAACGGAUCUUUGAGAGGGAUCGUGAUGAAUAGGGAUGAGCAGGAGAUGUGAAGAUCAGGAAUGGAAGAGACAAUGUGGAGUGGUGAGGGAGUGCUCAGGGCUGGUAUAAAAAGGAGCACACACAAGAUGAUGCGUGGGGGCCACAGGAUGUGAGUAGUGAGUGAAGAUGACUGCAUGCCUGGCAGCUCUUGGAUGCUCCUUCUUCUUGUGUCCACACUGGGGAGAUGGAACUUUCUUCAAAGGUGUUUAUCUUCUAUCAUCCUUUAUCAUCCUCAUCCGGACAGGAGUCUUCAGUCAUCCGCAGUGCCUGGAUUCUGGACCCCCAUUCAAGCCCCCUGUACACUUGGAGUUUUGUUCCUCAUAUCAAGAGUUUGGAUGCUGCGACCAGCAAAAGGACAACGUCAUAGCGGAGAGAUACUGGUCGGUCAUGGACAACUUUGACUAUAAGGAGCAGGAUCUGUGUGGAGAUUAUGUCAAGAAUAUUUUUUGCCAGGAGUGUUCUCCAUAUGCUUCUCAUCUGUACGAUGCUGAAGACCCGCGGACCCCUCUAAGGACCCUCCCCGGCCUGUGCUUCGAUUACUGCUACGAUUUCUAUUACAACUGCCAAUACCUUAUCACCCUUCUCACCAAUGACUCCGCCAUAAGGGAGUCAGCAAAGGACAUGGACCUGUUUUGUAAUCUUAUGGAAUUGCCUGAUCCAGAUUACUGUUUCCCAGAUGUGAUACAAAACAUGGACCUCAAUAACAGGCUUGGGGCGGUGGUGGAGGACCAGGAAGGAUGUCUUAAGAUGUGUUUAGUGGAGAUGGCCAAUGGCCUUAGAAAUCCGGUCCUCAUGAUCCAUGCUAAUGAUGGAACUCACAGGAUGUUCAUAGCGGAGCAGGUUGGGAUCGUUUGGGUCUACUUACCUGAUGGUGGACGUUUAAUUGAGCCCUUUCUGUACUUGCAGGACAGCGUGGUGUCCACUCCAUGGCAUGGAGAUGAAAGGGGUUUCCUUGGCAUGGCUUUUCACCCACAAUUCCGCUACAAUGGCAAAUUUUAUGUUUACUAUUCUAUCUUGGAUGAUGAGUAUAUGGAGAAAAUCCGAAUCAGUGAGUUUCGGGUUUCACGUUAUGACAUAAAUAGAGCAGACAGGAGAACCGAAAGGUAUAUUUUGGAGAUUGUGCAGCCAGCCAGAAGCCACAAUGGCGGUCAGUUGCUGUUUGGCAUAGACGGAUAUCUGUAUAUAUUCACUGGAGAUGGAGGACAACUGGGUGAUCCACAUGGAGAAUUUGGAAAUGCACAGAACAAGAGUGCCCUGCUGGGUAAGGUUCUCCGGAUAAAUGUUGAUGGGGAACACGCUCCUGGAAAAGCUUAUGGAAUUCCAAAAGACAAUCCAUUUGUUUCUGAACGUGGUGCUGCUCCGGAGGUCUAUGCCUAUGGGUGUCGUAACAUGUGGCGGUGCUCUGUCGAUCAAGGCGAUCGGGUGACAGGGAAAGGAAGGGGAAGGAUAUUUUGUGGGGAUGUUGGCCAAAGCAGAUAUGAAGAAAUCGACAUCAUUGUCAAAGGUGGAAAUUUUGGAUGGAGGGCCAAGGAGGGCCCUGAAUGUUUUGAUCUCAUGUUGUGCUUCAAUUCUUCCUUACGUGAUAUUCUACCAAUUUUUUCUUACGGUCACAGUGUUGGCAAGUCAGUGACUGGCGGGUAUGUCUACCGGGGCUGUGACUCACCAAAUUUAAAUGGCCUUUACAUCUUCGGAGAUUUCAUGAAUGGUCGGCUUAUGGCAUUGCAUGAAGAUGAGAAAACCAAGACAUGGACAAGGCAGGAUAUCUGUAUGGGAGACAAUGCAGUCUGCGCUUUCCCGAAGCUAAUAAACAAAUACACCAAAUACAUCAUUUCCUUUGCAGAAGAUGAAGCAGGGGAACUGUAUUUUCUGUCAACAUCGGAUCCAACCUCAUUGUCCCCCUAUGGAACCCUGUACCGUUUUGUAGACCCAUCCAGGAGAGCGCCCCCUGGGAAGUGUAACUAUAAUCCUACUCCAGUAAGGACCAGAAGCAAAGUCAUCCCAUUUGUUGCACAAGAAAGGACCGCUCUUGAAAUUCUUAAUGAAGAAAUUAGAACACAGCAGAAACCAGUCAAACAGGCCCCCAGGCCCCCCAGGCCUCCACGUACAACUAAACCUCCAGUCAAAUUGACAACUACUAAGAAGCCUUUAACAAUGACAACUGUGUUACCUACUGAGCUAACAAAGGCACCUACAGAAUCCACUGACAUAGAGUAUGAUCCAUCUGAAAGGAAAAAUAUUUCAACUGUCAUUACUGGUGUUCCGACAACUGUAGCACCCAACGAGAGAACAAAGGCACCUACAGAACCUGUUGUAACAGAGUGUGACCCAACUGAAAAGACAAAUAUUUCAACUUUCAUUACCACCCAAACCCCAUUGACGACACUGAUAAGGUCUACAAAAGUCACCAUCACUGCAACAUCCCCAAUCAAAGAUAAAAAGAAGCAGGUUAAGCCAAGUGUUAAACAGCCUACACCUACCAAAAGCAUGAAAAAGCCGACAAAGAAUAUUCUUAAAAAAACAUCACCAACUAAACUUUCAACAAAGCCAACCAAGGCCAGUGUACGUAAAAUUACACCUACUAAACUGAGACCUACCAAGAGACCAACAAAGGACAAACUCAAAAAAACACCACCAACGAAACAUCCAAAGAAGUCAACUAAAGUUCAGGCCACCAAAGCUUCCCUUAUUGAAAGUACCAUAAAGAACCCAAUUGGAACAGAACAUACAAAAAUGACUAAUAGGACAAAUUUCAAAAUGCUUGUGACCACUAAGGUGCCAAAGAGGCCAACUUCGACUAAACCUCCAAAAACAAAAACAAAAGACAAAAAAUCUAAACAUCCAAAGGUUGUUUUCAACAACAAUGGCAAAAAAUCAGGGAAAUCUAAAGAUUUAAAAGAUAAGACCAGACACCACAAGAAGAAGAAACCCAGAUUAGAGCCUUCAGAAACAUGACAUUUUCUUUGAGAAGAAAGGCAAAUAAACAAAACUCAGAUACAGAAGUUAACAAAAAAGACUGAAUCCGCCCAGCACUUACCUUUAUUUACUUAAGGCAGAACGCAGAAAUCCCAAGAUAAAAAAUGAAUAGUCCAUUAAAAGAUAAAAUACGAACACAAUAUUUUUCUGUACUAUUCACUCCAAUCCAGACAUUUUACCUUCAGCACUUUUAUUCUGCUGCUGAAUGUCCUCAGUUUGAUGGCCAGCAUCAUUCAUCCCACUUCCUCAGUGCCCAGGUCAUCCUGCCCACCUGCCUGUUAAACUGGCUUAUUGUGCUGCUUCUUCCUCUCACACUCCUGCCCUGCUUUACAGGGACUACAAGAUGCUGAUACCAGAUCAAGUUUCAGCAUUUACACUGCUUCUAUUUAACCACUUAAGGACCGGACCAAUAUGCUGCUAAAUGACCCAAGGGGUUUUUACAAUUCGGCAC